Messenger RNA from Aphis gossypii (cotton aphid), 3778 nucleotides. RefSeq names its product phosphatidylinositol transfer protein alpha isoform (gene vib). The record is from RefSeq and is a predicted model, not a curated record. Gene Ontology annotation, molecular function: phosphatidylinositol binding; phosphatidylcholine binding; phosphatidylcholine intramembrane carrier activity. The transcript has 10 exons. Gene Ontology annotation, biological process: phospholipid transport. Gene Ontology annotation, cellular component: cytoplasm. The coding region runs from base 593 to 1408 and encodes 271 amino acids. Lineage: Eukaryota; Metazoa; Arthropoda; Insecta; Hemiptera; Aphididae.
ACCGACUGACCGAAUUUUUUUUUUAUUUUCCACGUACUCCUGGAAAUCUGCUUAUCAGCGGCGACAGUUUGGCAACGUAUUGCAUUUUGCAUUAUUUACAAUCGGCCUCUCGGGUUUGUUUCUCGACUCGUUUGUGCAGCUCUAAUAGCCCAUAGUCGGCGGCGAUAAGAUAAUAUAAUAUUAAAUCGUCCAGUCGCCCCGCAACGAGCCACCGAGAAUCGCUCGAAAUCGAUACCUAUUAUAAUUAACGUUUUGCCGAGACUUGACGCCAAAAACCCAAAACGCGUCAUUUCGCCAAGUCCCGAGCAUUUGACGCCCCGCCGGCGGCCGACGGUUGACACACUCCACACUGAAUAGCGUUUCUCUUUCUCCGACAGACCAGAGGGACGACGAGCGCGCGCACCGCACCGCCCACACCGCUCCACGACCGCGCACGCACGCACAGCUACACGGAGUGCGGACACACACGAGUCCAACACGACACAGUCGACACACCACACACAGUUCGAGUGCCCGACAGCCGUCUGUCCGUCGCAGUCGGUGUAUUCGCUCGCAAACGCCUGAUCGUGCCGACCUCGUCGCCGGACGAAAGAUGCUCAUCAAAGAGUUCCGUGUGGUACUACCCUUAACAGUUGAAGAGUAUCAAAUUGCUCAACUGUACUCUGUAGCCGAAGCCAGUAAAAACGAAACUGGUGGUGGAGAAGGUAUUGAAGUGUUGAAAAAUGAACCAUUUACCAAUUAUCCCCUUUUGGGUGGAAAAUAUUCAGAAGGACAGUAUACUUAUAAAAUUUAUCACUUGGCCAGCAAAGUACCUGGAAUGAUAAAACUUUUGGCACCUAAAGGAGCAUUAGAAGUUCACGAAGAAGCAUGGAAUGCUUACCCUUACUGCCGAACCGUGAUUACAAAUCCAAAUUAUAUGAAAGAAAAUUUCAGUAUAGUCAUUGAGUCGUAUCAUAUUGCUGAUAGAGGUACACAAGAAAACGUUCAUGAAUUAUCUCCUGAAAAACUAAAACAACGAGAAGUACAAAUAAUUGAUAUUGGUAAUGACCCUAUUUCAUCUUCAGAUUACAAAGAAGAUGAAGAUCCUAAAAAAUUUAAAAGUCAAAAGUCUGGAAGAGGUCCUCUUCAAGGAAAUUGGAUUGAAACAGCAAAUCCAGUUAUGACUUGUUAUAAAUUGGUAUCUGCAGAUUUCAAAUGGUUUGGGCUACAAACCCGUGUAGAAAACUUAAUUCAAAAGUCAGAACGUCGCCUGUUCACCAACUUCCAUAGACAAGUAUUUUGUUGGAUGGAUCGUUGGCAUGGGCUUACGUUACAAGAUAUUCGUGAAAUUGAAGAAAAAACUCGAGAAGUAUUAGACAAACAACGGAAUGAAGGAACUGUUAGAGGAAUGAAAGCAGAUGCUGAUUAAAACAUUUUUGAAAGUUAAACAAACCAAUCCAAAUGCCUGAAAUCGUUCUGAAAAUUAAACCAUAUUUAUUCUAACACCAACCAAAUUGAAUAAAAACAAAAUAAUACCAGAUCUAGUAAUUUUUAUCACUUAGUCUAAUUUUAACUAAAAUUUUACAAACUAUAUUAUACAUUUUAUUCUAAAAUAACAUUCUUACUACAAAUAUACUCUAAAUUGUCACAAUAUUCUUAGGGAAAUUAGCUAUUUUUAAAAGUACUACAGUUAUAGGUACUUACCAACAUUUAUUUUUAAAAAUGAUUAUUAAUUUUUGAUAAUCUAUUGAUUUAUAGAAAGCCAAGUCAUUCCACUUUCUAUUUAUUUUGUUAUCCGUUCUUCCUCUUGUGUUUUUACUUAAUAAUUGGUAAUUGGAUUCACAGUGUUUGUGAAUAUUCAUGGUGAUUGUAUACAAGUAAUCAUAGUCAAAAUCAAUUUUUUAGUUGUCAAAAUGAUUAUUAAUUAUUUUAACAAAUAUAUAUUUGUUAAAUCAAAAAAAAAAAAAAUGUUACAAAAUUCGGUGAUUUAAAAUUUAAUUAAGUUUUAAUUUUAUGGUUACCAUGUUAAAAAAAUAUAUUUAAGCAAUACACAUGUCCGUGUACAAACAAUAUUGUAAUACCCAUUUCGAUUUUAAUAAUUUUCAAUAUUAAUAGUUAAUUCACUAAAAUGUUUAGUAAACUUGACAAUAAUAGCAUUACAUAAAUGCAUUAAUUAUUUGAAAAUGUAUUAAAUAAUAAUUGUUGAACAUUAGACUAGUGAAUUUCCAUGUCAUUGAAGUACAAAUUGCAGUGAUGUAGUGUAUACUGAUUUUUUCAAUAGUGCUAACUGGAUUUGUACGUAUUUUACUAUUUGUUGGCUAUAAUAUAUAAUGAAUAGUUUUUUCCCCAAUUUAAAAUUAACUUACCAAUAGUAAUCUAGUGUAAUGUAAAAAAAAGAAACUAAAUAGUUUGAAUCAAUUUUUUAAUCGUUAAAUUUUUUUUAUCUGAGAAUACUCGUAAUACAUUGUUUUAACAUGUUAUUUAUUUCACCAAGUAUUACCAAAAUGUAUUACAAGUAAAUUUCAGUUGUACAUUGUAUAAUUAUUCAUAAUAGUUUCUCUAUAUUGUAAUAUUAUUACCAUUUAAGUUGCAUUUAUAUGUCUUUGUAUUCACAAUUUUGAUAGAUGUGAAGUUUGCAUAUAAUACAUUUUGUUUUUCUUGCAAAGUAACCAUAUGUCAUAAAUUAUAAAUGUAAAUAGCCAUUAAUGAAAUGUGAGUUGCUUAUGAGUCAUGACACAUUUUAUUGAUAAUAAAUUUUAAAACAAAAAAUUAUUCUAUGACUAUUUUCUAUAGGACUGUAGUUUAUUCAAUAUAUUAUUAUUAAACACUGUUGUUGAUCGUUUUAAAGUCUAAAUUUGUUCAAAUUUCUGUUUGAAAUCUGUGAAAAUAUAAAAUGUAAUAUAUAUAUAUAUAUAUCUUGAAUAAUUAUAUGAAUAUUAAACAUAAAAAUAUUAUAUUGAGUCAAAGUCGAAAGUUUUCAAUCUAAAUACAUAUACACACAAAAACACAUUAAUAAUUUAUAUAUUGAUUAUCUUAUUACAUUAAAAUAUGUUAAAUGUUUUAAAUUUCUUUAUAAUAUAUAGAUAUCACGUUAUGUAUACAUUGUAGUAGUUUAUGUUUUUAAAACUAAAUUAAACGUUUAUCUGUCAGACAAACUAUUAUAUAAUAAUAAUAAUAAUAUAUUGUUUAUUUAUGGGGUAUAUUAAUUUAGUACUUUGUUGGAUAUGAGUAGCUGUAUAAUAGAUGAUUUUUAAAAACAAGUUAAGAAAAUAACAAUUAUUAAUUAUCAUUAUUUCAUAUUAAUUGCAUAAAACAUAUUAUUAUUAUUAUUAUUUAAUUUUUUGAUCAAAAGAGAAUAAAAUAUAAUUAUUAUAAUAUUAUGUUAUGACUUAUCAUAAAAUACUUAACGUUUAUGAUAAGUGCGUUCUGCAGUUAUAUUUGUUAGACGUUAUUAGAUAACUCGUUACAGUAUUUUUAGGCAAUAAAAAUUGGUUAUUUAAAUAUUUAAACCUUGCUGUGUUAGUUUAAAAACAAAAUCAUAUAUUAUAUACUUGUAUACCUAUCACAACAUAAUUUAAUUGUUGAACUUUUUUCUAGACUUGUAGCCUUCAAUUUAUGUAUCAUGAUGGUUAAAAAAUAUUUUUAUAAACCCAAAUAGUACCCAAUUUACAGCUAUAUGUUCAUGGACUCGUGUUUAACGAUACCUUACGCAUAUGAGACUUGUUAUAUUAUUUGUUGUGCUUUUAGAUUUGGUAUUAAAUAAUAUUUAAAUGCAGAUAAUAAAUCUUUAAACUUUGAA